CAAGCGGCCGCUUCCCUAAGCGCUCCCGGCUCCUGGUGGGAGGCCCCGGGGGAGACAAUAGACACCAGUUCCGAACCGCAGAGCCCGCUGGGAAGGCAGCUGGUUCCCGCGGCUCCGUUUCUCUCGCGGAGGCCGCACCGGUAGUGAGGUCAUAAUCGACAGACGGAAGGAAGCGGCGGAUUGGCUGAAUCCGUUGUUCUUGGCUCCGAGAGCGGUCUCCGCGCGCCCGGUGCAGCGGCUCGAGGCGGGAGCGGGUCAGGGCUCGCCGGUGGUCGGGCUCGCGACGCGCGUGCAGACGGGAAGCCGGUGCAGUAGCGGCCUCAGGCCGGGGCGGGGCCGAGCCGCGAACAUGGCGGAGGCCGCGGCCUCGGAGCCGCUGGGCCGGAGCCGGCAGGAGGCGGCCUGGGUGGAGACGCUGCGCGGGGACUGCGAGCCCGAGCACCACUGGCGGCACCGCCGCGAGUUCCUGCUGCGCAACGCGGGGGGCCCGCCGGCCGGGGACAGCGGGGCCCUGCAGCGCCUCGUCUCUCUCUCCAUGGUGUGGGCCAACCACGUCUUCCUCGGCUGCCGGUACCCGCUGUCGGUGAUGGAAAAGGUGCUGGAAAUGGCUGAAGGCAUCAAAGUGACCGAUGCGCCCGCCCACACGACGAGAGAUGAACUGGUUGCCAAGAAGGGGUAGAGGAACCUUGCAAGAAACGAGCUGUUGACAAAAGCAGAGAUUCUAAGGAUGUUGGAAAUGAUG
Messenger RNA from Caretta caretta (loggerhead turtle), 742 nucleotides. It is a transcript of the gene CDKN2AIP, whose product is annotated as CDKN2A interacting protein. The record is from RefSeq and is a predicted model, not a curated record. NCBI's taxonomy places the organism in Eukaryota, Metazoa, Chordata, Testudines, Cheloniidae.